AUGGAGAAUAAGAGGAAUGUCUCUGAAUUCAUUCUGCUUGGACUUUCUUAUGACCAUGACAUACAGAUAUUUUGCUUUGUUCUUUUCUUAGUCUGUUACAUGGCUCUUUUGCUAGGAAAUUUUGUGAUCCUUAUCUCGAUUCGAUGCAGCCCUCUUUUUCAUCAGCCAAUGUACUAUUUCCUCAGCCACCUGUCUUUUAUGGAUAUAUGUUUUACCUCUUGUGUGACCCCGAAAUUCAUUGGUGAUCUGCUAGUAGUUCGGAAAACCAUCUCUUACUCAAACUGCAUGCUGCAAGUCUUUGCCAUGCACUUCUUUGGAAUGAUUGAAGUCUUAAUCCUAACAGUCAUGGCCUUUGACCGCUAUGUGGCUAUCUGCAGGCCUCUCCACUACAUGGUUAUAAUGAGCAGGACAAAAUGCCAUCUUCUAAUGUUAGCAGCUUGGGCUGGAGGAGCAGCCCACUCAUUUCCUCAGUUUUCUAUUGCACUCUUGUUGCCCUAUUGUGGCCCCAAUCAAAUUGACCACUACUUCUGUGACAUUUUUCCUCUGCUCAAAGUUGCUUGUGCUGACACCUACAUCACUGGUGUCCUUGUUCUGGCCAAUUCAGGUAUUGUCACUUUGGUGACCUUUGUGGUUCUGUUUGUUUCUUAUGUCAUUAUUUUACUCACUUUAAGAACUCACUCAGCGGAAGGAAGACGCAAAGCCCUGGCUACAUGUGGAUCUCAUAUCACUGUGAUAGUUUUAUUCUUUGGGCCUGCAAUCUUCUCCUACCUUAGACCUCCUACCACUUUCCCUGAAGAUAAAAUAUUCGCACUGUUUUACACCAUUAUUGCUCCUAUGUUCAACCCCUUAAUUUACACACUGAGAAAUGCAGAGAUGAAAAAUGCAAUGAGAAAAGUUUGGUGUCAAUCUCUAAUUUUAAUGGAAGUAUACAACUAA
This is a messenger RNA of Peromyscus leucopus (white-footed mouse), 936 nucleotides long. Its product is annotated as olfactory receptor 4P4-like. The transcript has a single exon. The record is from RefSeq and is a predicted model, not a curated record. Gene Ontology annotation, molecular function: G protein-coupled receptor activity; olfactory receptor activity. NCBI's taxonomy places the organism in Eukaryota, Metazoa, Chordata, Mammalia, Rodentia, Cricetidae. Bases 1 to 936 code for a protein of 311 amino acids. Gene Ontology annotation, cellular component: membrane. Gene Ontology annotation, biological process: G protein-coupled receptor signaling pathway.